Aspergillus versicolor CBS 583.65 is the source of this 2001-nucleotide messenger RNA. RefSeq names its product TolB family protein. Bases 1 to 2001 code for a protein of 666 amino acids. The record is from RefSeq and is a predicted model, not a curated record. The transcript has a single exon. NCBI's taxonomy places the organism in Eukaryota, Fungi, Ascomycota, Eurotiomycetes, Eurotiales, Aspergillaceae.
AUGCGGCUGCUCGCAGGCUCCUUCGUGCCUCUCGUCGGUCUUCUCGCUGGCCCUGCAUUGGGUGCCUGUCCCUAUGCCAGCCAGCUCGGUCUUGACGGCGACAGUUCCAAGUCGCACGCUCACACUCCUCGCACUGCGGCCCCCCCGGCACCCAACAAGAAAGGCGUCUUCCUAAUGAACCGCAUCGCACCGGGUACAUCAGAACUGUACAUCGCCAACGCCGACGGCACAAACGAACGCCCUCUCCUCUCCGACCCGAUCUUCGAGUACCACGCCGAGUUCUCACCAGAUGGACAAUGGAUUACAUUCACGGGCGAGCGGAAUGGAGAUGGGAACUCUGAUAUCUACCGCGUUCGCCCGGAUGGGUCGGGCUUGGAAGAGCUACUCGCUACACCGUCUAUGGAGGAUUCUGUCGUUCUCUCCCCGAAUGGGAGUUUAGCAGCCUACGUGUCCACAGCGAAUGGAUACAGGGCGAAUAUCUGGGUGACGGAUCUGAAGACAGGCAGGCGGUGGAAUGUAACUGAUACCCCCGCGACAGCCGCAAACGACACCCUCAUGAAUGGGUAUUUCCGUCCAUCGUGGUCUCCAGACGGACGGUGGCUUGCGUUCUCGUCGGACCGGAAUACGAACUGGGCUGGACACGGUGAUCAGACGUUCCAGGGUCUCUCUGGGUGGGAACAUACGCAGGAACUCUCCAUCUACGCCAUUCGUCCUGAUGGCUCUGGGUUUCGCCAGAUCGCAACGAAACCUGGAUACUCACUCGGUUCGCCGAAAUGGUCCCCUGACGGAAAGCGCAUUGUAUACUACGAGAUAACCCGUGAAGGAACAUGGGGUGCACACAGACCUGAAUCAAUCGAUUCCACUAGCUCGAUCCUUGUCUCCGUCGACUUCGCAACAGGGAAAGAUAGACGCGUGGAAGUCUCGGGAUCCGGCGUCAAGGCAUUCCCACAAUACAUCACAAACAGCACAAUCGGAUACCAUCUGAAAGGAACAUCCAGAGAAGGAAUCUACACCACAUCCGGUACAUAUCUCAACACGACAAUCCGCUCCCCAUCCUGGUCACCAGAUGGAAAAUCCAUCGUAUACGAGAAAACAGCGUGGGACGUCCGCCCCCUCAACAAGGAACUCUACGCCUGGGAUACAACCUGGGACUACCGCUUCGUCGACGUCUUCCCCCAAAUGUCCCGCCAGAACCGCCUCGCCAUGACAGAGAAGCAGCUCGGGAACUCCUCCGUCGUGACCCUAAACCCCGAUGGAUCGGAUGAGCAUGUUGCGUACGAUAACUCCAAGACUGAUCUCGUAGAGUCCUCCCUUGUCGGGCAGGGUCUGGCAGGGGCAUUCCAGCCCUCGUGGAGUCCAGACAGCGAGUGGCUCGUCUUUGGCGAGGGUGCCUGGUUCACGACCCGCGGCGAGAUGGGAGGGUGGCUUGUCCGAGCGACAGUAAACGGAUCUCACCACGAGACACUGACGGAAAGUAACCAGACGCUUACGAAUACGUCGGCGGUCAACUCUGGAUUCCCGACCUACUCGCACGACGGAAAGAAGAUCGUGUAUAGAGUGUGGGGCGCGAAUUCAUCCAAGGGGGAUCGGAGCCAGCUUGGACUGCGUGUUUUGGAUCUGGAGACGAGGAAUAUUACAGUCCUGACGAAUGACUGGGACAACCUGCCUUAUUUCUCGCCGGAUGGGGAGAGGAUUGUGUUUACACGCAAGACGGGGGUUUACAACUAUGAUGUCUGUACGAUUCGGCCGGAUGGGAGUGAUUUGCGGGUGUUGACGAGUAGCGGUGGCAAUGAUGCGCAUGCGGUUUGGAGUUAUGAUGGUAGGAUCAUGUAUUCGACGGGCAUGUUUGGGUUCCAGUAUGAAUGUGCGCUUUAUGAUGAUACGUUUCAGCCGUAUGGGCAGAUUGUCAUUAUGGAUGCGGAUGGGGGGAAUAAGCAGGUUUUGACGGACUCCAUUUGGGAGGAUUCGAUGCCCUUGCUUAUUCCGAAUGGUCAGUAUUAG